Messenger RNA from Cajanus cajan (pigeon pea), 1293 nucleotides. The record is from RefSeq and is a predicted model, not a curated record. Lineage: Eukaryota; Viridiplantae; Streptophyta; Magnoliopsida; Fabales; Fabaceae.
UCUGAUACUUGUGAAAACUGCCUUAAUCGCGGAGAAAGCCAAUGUUUACUUGACAGUAAAGGAAAUUUCCAUUGCGCCAAAGGGAGUAGAAAUUGGAUUGUGAAAAUGAUACUAGGACUCGGACUAGCUGUUACAGUUGUUCUAUUGCUAGCGACGAUUAAGAUCUUCUAUACAAAAUGGAGGAAGCAAAAUCCAACCAAUCAACGGAUUGAGGUGUUUCUGAAAAGACAUAGACCUCUUCAACUCAAGAGGUAUGGUUAUUCUGAGAUAAAGAAAGUGACCAACUCCUUCGGAAACAAAUUAGGCCAAGGGGGGUUCGGUAGUGUAUACAAAGGAAAAUUACAGGAUGGACGUUAUGUUGCAGUCAAGAUCCUAAAUGAGUUAAAAGAUAGUGGUGAGGAAUUUAUCAAUGAAGUUGCAAGUAUUAGCAGAACUUCUCAUAUUAACAUUGUUACACUUUUGGGGUUCUGUUUCGAAGGUUCUAAACGGGCUUUAAUUUAUGAGUUUAUGUCUAAUGGAUCACUCGAGAAGUUUAUCUUUCAAGAAAAUGCUCAAGUGACAGAUCAUCAAUUGGACUGUCAAACGAUGUAUGAUAUUGCAAUCGGUGUUGCUCGAGGACUAGAAUACCUGCAUAAAGGUUGCAAUACUAAAAUUUUACAUUUUGACAUAAAACCUCAUAACAUUCUGUUGGAUGAGAAUUUCAAUCCCAAGAUUUCAGAUUUUGGACUUGCAAAAAUAUGUACAAGAAAAGAAAGUAUAAUAUCAAUAUUUGGCGCUAGAGGAACAGCAGGCUAUAUAGCACCAGAAGUUUUUUCGAGGAAUUUUGGUGCAGUGUCACAUAAAUCAGAUGUUUACAGUUAUGGAAUGAUGGUGUUAGAAAUAGUUGGAGGAAGAAAGAAUAUUAAGGCUGAAGUAGACCGGUCGAGUGAAAUAUAUUUUCCUCAUUGGAUUUACAAUCGUCUUGAACCAAAUCAAGAGCUUGGUUUAGAAAACAUAAGAAGUGAGAGUGAUGAGAAAAUGGUGAGAAAGAUGACAAUAGUGGGCUUAUGGUGCAUACAAACUCAUCCUUCUACUCGACCAGCCAUAAGUGAAGUGUUGGAAAUGCUAGAAAGUAAAGUUGAGACCUUGCAAAUUCCACCUAAACCUUUUCUCUCGUCUCCUUCAACCUCUCCAGUCAAAUUAUCAUGUGAGACAUUGUAGUUUGGGACUUGUGAGAAUACUGUAUAAGAUGAAGAAAAUGUUGAAAAUUAAUAUAUAUAUAUAAUUAUUUAGUUUUUAUCAAUCAAUUUUAUU